Cyphellophora attinorum is the source of this 1143-nucleotide messenger RNA. RefSeq lists its product as uncharacterized. The transcript has 4 exons. Bases 1 to 1143 code for a protein of 380 amino acids. The record is from RefSeq and is a predicted model, not a curated record. NCBI's taxonomy places the organism in Eukaryota, Fungi, Ascomycota, Eurotiomycetes, Chaetothyriales, Cyphellophoraceae.
AUGACUCAACAUAUAAAGGGCUUGUCGGCGGCCGGCAAGGUCGCUUUCGUGACUGGCGUCAACGGCAUCAGUGGCAACGCAAUGGUCGAGUACCUUAUUCGUCAGCCAGAACGGGAGUGGUCGAAAAUCGUCAUUUCUUCGCGCUCAUCACUGAAAGUGAAGUGGCAAGACCACCGAAUCGAGUUUCUGGCCCUUGACUUCCUGAGACCAGUGGAGGAGCUUAUACAAAGCAUGAAGCAAUCUUGCAGCGACGUCACUCACGCUUAUUUUAUGUCAUACGUCCAUGUUGAUGACUUCACUAAGCUUGCCGGGCUCAAUGUGCCUUUGUUUUCGAACUUCCUGCACUCCAUCGAUCAAGUUUCCGGCCAAAAUCUCCAGAGAGUCAGCCUUCAGACAGGUGGAAAACACUAUGGCUGUCACUUAGGCCCUUGUCCUGCCCCAAUGCACGAAUCUCAUCCCCGAUAUAACGACCAAGGACAGAACUUUUACUUCAAUCAGCAAGAUGAGCUCGUUGCACUCAGCAAGCAACGCAGCUGGGGCUGGAAUGUGAUUAGGCCAAACGCCGUGAUCGGCUGCACACCUGGACGCAACGGAAUGUCUGAAGCCUUGACCAUGGCCUUGUACCUUCUAGUGUGCAGAGAAACAGGCGAACAAGUCAAGUUCCCUGGGGGUGCAUUUAUCUACGACUCGCCCGACGAUAACUCUGACUCACAAGGAUUGUCAGAGAUCACUGCUUGGUCAUCCACUGCAUUACACACCAAGAACGAAGCAUUUAACUACGUCAAUGGUGACACCUUCGUCUGGAGGUACUUCCUACCAGAGAUCGGCAAGUACUAUGGCAUGGAUAUCGGUACCAACUUGGAGUUGAACCUCAACCUCGCAGAGUGGGCCAAGGACAAGGAGCCUAUAUGGCAAAAGAUCUGCGAUAAGUACGGAGGAGACAGAGAAGCUUUUAGCUGGGCGACCUGGUAUUUGAUGGAUUGGCUCGGACAGAGAACCUGGUGCACGCUGGCCAGCAUGACUAAAGCGCGAGAGUUUGGCUGGACCAGGCACGAUGACACUGUCCAGAGCUGGUAUAGAACGUUCAAAAGUCUUGAGAACGAGGGAAUUCUGCCUAGAAUCGGACAUUCAAACAGUGUGUAG